Molecule: messenger RNA, 1593 nt
Organism: Habropoda laboriosa
Lineage: Eukaryota; Metazoa; Arthropoda; Insecta; Hymenoptera; Apidae
Gene: Art3
Product: protein arginine N-methyltransferase 1
Exons: 8
Coding region: 1-1593 (530 amino acids)
Biological process (GO): peptidyl-arginine methylation
Cellular component (GO): nucleus
Molecular function (GO): protein-arginine N-methyltransferase activity
Source: RefSeq, a predicted model, not a curated record
AUGACGGAUCAAGUCAUUCCUUCGAAAGAUGAUUAUGAGUGUGAAAUGGAUGCAAAAAGUGAUGGUGAUAGUGAUGAUGAUAGUGGUGAUGAUUGGGAUGAGGUGACAGAAGAUUUUGAAUCUAUACCGUGCCUUUUUUGUAAUGAAGUUACAAACAAUACCUCUAUGGCAUUAGAACAUCUUGUAGCAUCACAUAGAUUUGAUUUAAAAAAUUUUAUAAUGAAACAUUAUUUAGACACUUAUUCGUACAUUAAGUUGAUCAAUUUUAUCAGACAUAAAAAUGUCUUGCCUGAUCAGUUAAAUGCAUUAAACAUAAAAACAUGGGAGAGUGAUGAGUAUUUAAGGCCUGUUAUAAAAGAUGACCCCUGGUUGAUGUUUGACAUUGAAGAUUUAGAAGAGAAAACAACGAAGCCUAUUGCAUAUACAGUAAAUUCUGAAAAUGGUUGUGUUACAUUGUCUGAGGCACAUUUUGCUGAAUUACAGAGAACAAUACAAAGACUUAGAGCACAGUUGGAACAAGAUGAAUUAGCAUGUUACUUGGCAAAACAGCAAAUAGAUGAAAUGGUAGAAAAAGCACAGAAGCUGGUCCUAGAUGGUGAUUUAGAUGAAAACAAUACUGUUAGUCCUUCUGGCAAUUCUAAUUGUAAUGUUGACAAAGGUUACUUUAAAGCAUACAGUCAUUUUGCCAUACAUCAUGAGAUGUUAACUGACAAAGUACGAACAGAAAGUUAUAGAGAUGCAUUAUUAACAAAUGCAAAUAGAUUUAGUAAUUCUGUGGUACUGGAUGUUGGUUGUGGAACUGGCAUUCUGUCUAUGUUUGCAGCAAAAACUGGAUGCCGUAAAGUGAUCAGUGUUGAUCAAUCAGAUAUAAUAUAUCACGCAAUUGAUAUAAUUAGAGAAAACGAUUUGGGUGAUAUUAUUACAUUGCAAAAAGGUCGUCUUGAAGACAUUAAUCUCGACGAAGAUAAAGUAGAUGUGAUUUUGUCUGAAUGGAUGGGUUAUUUCCUUUUAUUCGAGGGUAUGUUAGAUACAGUGAUAUAUGCCAGGGAUCACUAUUUAGCUCCUGGUGGAAUACUUCUUCCUAACAGAUGUACACUUAGCAUUGUGGGAAGUGGAGAUACUAGAAGAUACGUCAAACUCAUUGAUUACUGGUUGAAUGUGUAUGGUUUUAAAAUGAGUUGUAUGAAAGCGGAAGCUGUACGUGAACCGAAUCUGGAAAUUUGUAAAGUCGAUGAAUUAAUAACAAGCACUGUUGAAAUUCAAUCGUUCGAUUUGUAUAAAGUAACAAAGGAUUGUGUGAAUUUUUCAUCGCCAUUCGAGUUCAAAGUAAAAAAGACUGGAUCGUUAACAGCGAUCGUUGGCUAUUUUGAUGUCUUUUUCGACUUGGACAAUCCAGUUCAUUUUAGUACAGGACCACACUCAUCCCCGACGCAUUGGAAGCAAACAGUAUUUUCAUUGAGUGAGCCUAUUAGCAUUACAGAGGGGGAAAUUUUACGAGGUAAACUAAUUUGCCGUAGACAUGUUACAAAUAUCCGAGCGCUCAUGGUUAUAAUCCAUAUUAAGAACACUAGCCAAGUUUAUUGCUUAGAAUAA